AUAUAACUGAACAAGAUUUUAAUUAAAGCAAAGAGAUUACAAUAAUUUUUCUCUAAAAUAAGGAGACAAUAACCUCUCUUAUUAUAGGAAAAAAUACUAACAACUACAAAUGUUUAGGACAAACUUCUCUCUCUCAAUGGUGAGACGCACAUAUUUAUAGCUCUCAAGCUUGACAAAAAUUAUGAAAUUCUAUAUUAAAAAUUUUAUUAGUAAUAAGUAAAUAAUUCAUGUUUUUAUAUAUAAUUUAAUAUUUUUACAUUAAAUUUAUGUAAAAUAAUUAUUCAUUGUUUAUUAUUAUUUUUUUUCAGAUUUCAAGUUUCUUUGUACUAUAUAAAUAAUCUUGUGCAGUUAAUUUUACUAUUUUAAAUAAGUGUAGAUCGAAAAUCUAUUAAGAAUACUCUAAAAUUAUAAUAAAAAUAUCUCAAAAUCAAUUUAUUGAAUAAAGUAAGCUAUGUUGUUAUAUAUGUGUCAACUAAAAGAAGAAAAAAAAUGUUAACGAGUAUUAUACUAUUGCUAUUGUUUUAAUAAAAUAUCUAGUCUAAUAUAAUUUAAUAUUAUAAUUUUUAAAUUAUAAUAUAGAAUAUAAUAGCAAUAUUCAAAUAAAAAGUGAUGUGUAUUAUACAUGAACUAAGUUAAGGAGUGAAUUGAGAUAGUUGUGAUGAUUAAGUUUUGUAAAUAGUUAUCCGUACACUAAACACGCAAACCCAUGCUAACUAAGUAAAAGACAAAAUCCACCGAACGACAACUACCCUUUCCGUUUGCAGUUUGAUUACUCUAUUGACUGGUAACUGGUGGAGACUAAUGAAUCUCUCUAAUCACUAGGGUAUGGUAUGGGUGUCAAACCCAACUCUUUGUCAUUUUCUUGUUUUUAGUCUUAAAAUCCACUCUUCAAAUCCUCCUCUCAUUUCAUUUCCUAUUUCUUAUUUGGUGAGAGAAUCACACGCUUUUGAAAGGGAAUAAACACGUUUAAACACACACGUGCUCAUCUACAUAAUAUAAUUACCACACUCUCUCACACACUAAACGACAAGCUAACCGCACCGAACGACACAUUUUACUCCCGCGUUUAAUUUCUUCUCUUAUCUUUCUCUUUCCAUGUUCGUUUCCCAGUCGGUGCUCUAAAAGAAUAAUAAUAAUAAUUGUAAUUCAAUCUAACCUAAUCUAAUUAAAGAAAAUUGCUAAAAGCAGCUCUAAUGGCGUAGUUGUUGUUACUGGUGGCUUCCACUUGUCUCCAAAUGAAACACUCAACUUGUCAACUUCUCUCUCUACACUCUGCUCCAAUCCCAAACCUAACACUCUAAAUCUUACCGAAUAAAAGAUAAUUAUAAACAAAGAAAGAAAAACCUAAUUUCCUUUCCACCGUAUAGUGGAAAAUCCCUAUAUACAGACAGAGAGAGAAAACUGUUUUUGUUUUCUUUGCUCUGUUUUAGAAAACUCAAACCCCUCUCUGUGUUUGUGUGAUUCUGUUCUAUGUCUAAAGGUUUCAAAGGUACAUCAAGUACCGACGACGACAACAACAACAACGGUAAUGGAGUUUUGUUCAAGAAUUUUUUCGAAGGAUGGUUAGUUCGUCAAGAACAUUACCUGGAUGAGCUAAUCUGCGCCAAUCAAAACUUCGAUGAAUCUUCUGAUGAUGAUCUUAGAGAGCUUGUUUCUCGAAUUCUCGCUCACUAUCAGCAAUACUACGAGGAGAAAUCGAAAAUUACCGAGCGAAAUGUAUUCCUCGUGUUUUUCCCGCCGUGGUUCACUUCUUUAGAGCAAGCUUUUCUCUGGAUCGCUGGGUUCAAACCUGGACUUGCGUUUCGUCUGGUGACGAAUUCGAUCGACGAUCUGUCUGAGGAUCAGAUACAGACCUUGAAUCGGCUUAUGAGAGAGACCAAAUCUCAGGAGCGUAGCUUAAAUGAUGAGCUCGCGAAGAUCCAAGAGAGCAUUGGUGCGCCGCCGUUGUUGGAGAUCGCUAGAUGCGGAGGAAGAAGAUCGGUUCACGGCGGCGAACAAGAGGAGGAGGAUUCCAACUCGGAUUCGGCUAUGGCGGCGCUCAAGUCGGGGUUGGAAGCCGUGGUGACCGCCGCUGAUAGGUUGAGGAUGUCGACGGCGUUGAAAGUUACGGACGUGCUUGAAUCGGCUCAGAGCGUGAAAUUCUUGGCGGCUGCGGCUCAGCUUCAGCUCCGGCUCAGAUCUUGGGGUUUGGAACGAAGAAGAAGCUGAUAUGAGAGUGAGAGAAAGUGAAAGGAAGGCUCAGGUGAGAAUCUUUGAGGCCACAAAUUUUUUAAUGGGACGAAUUUGGUUUUUAUAUAUUUAUAUUUAUAUAUAUAUAGGUUUCGGAUGAAGUCUAUAUUAUUAUUAUUAUUAUUAUUUGGGUUUGGGAUUGUACAAAUUAAUUAUAUAAUUCUAUAUUUAUAUAGUGAGAAAAAUCACAUUUUGAGUCUUUAACGAGUCAACAAAUCACUUUUGUUGAAGAUUGAAGGAUUAAAUUAGAUGCCUUCUUAGUUUAAGUUUAAUUAAUGUCUUUGGUGCCUUAGUUCGAAUUGUAUUUUUAUUUUAAAUAAAAUAUCUCUCCCUUAAUUUAGUGAAAA
Cannabis sativa is the source of this 2576-nucleotide messenger RNA. Its product is annotated as protein RESPONSE TO ABA AND SALT 1-like. Gene Ontology annotation, biological process: DNA-templated transcription. Gene Ontology annotation, molecular function: sequence-specific DNA binding. The transcript has a single exon. The coding region runs from base 1471 to 2208 and encodes 245 amino acids. NCBI's taxonomy places the organism in Eukaryota, Viridiplantae, Streptophyta, Magnoliopsida, Rosales, Cannabaceae. The record is from RefSeq and is a predicted model, not a curated record.